This is a messenger RNA of Dromaius novaehollandiae (emu), 2508 nucleotides long. RefSeq names its product Ly1 antibody reactive (gene LYAR). Gene Ontology annotation, cellular component: nucleolus. The record is from RefSeq and is a predicted model, not a curated record. Gene Ontology annotation, biological process: negative regulation of transcription by RNA polymerase II; rRNA processing. Lineage: Eukaryota; Metazoa; Chordata; Aves; Casuariiformes; Dromaiidae. Gene Ontology annotation, molecular function: DNA binding. The transcript has 9 exons. The coding region runs from base 171 to 1274 and encodes 367 amino acids.
UCUCCUUCCGCUUCCGGGGGCUGUGCAGGCGCAGAGCCGGCGGCGUCGGGGAGGGGCGGCGCGGCGCGGCGCGGUGCGGCGGACGCGCGUGGUGCCGGUGCGGACUGUACUUGUGUGGGGAGGAAGAAGAUUGCACCCAUCUUUACAGAAGCUAUUGACCACUCGCUAAAAUGGUAGUUUUCACAUGCAGCGCAUGUGGAGAGUCAGUGAAGAAAGCACAGGUCGAAAAACAUGUGAACAUUUGCAGGAGCUGUCAGUGCCUUUCUUGCAUGGAUUGUGGCAAGGAUUUCUGGGGUGACGAUUACAAAGACCAUGUGAAGUGCAUAAGUGAAGACCAGAAAUAUGGUGGUAAAGAUUUUGAAGCCAAAGCUAACAAAGGAGAUGCUAAACAACAGGAGUGGAUUCAGAAAAUUCAUGCAGUAAUGAAGAAGCCAAAUAUUAGCCCUAAAGUGCAGAAUAUUUUGGAGCAAAUGCGUGUCUUUGAUAAUAUUCCAAGAAAAAAAGUAAAAUUUCAGAACUGGAUGAAGAACAGCUUGAGAAUCACUGACAGCACUUUGCAAGACCAAGUGUGGGAUAUUUUUUCUGAAGCAAACAGAAAUAUUUCAAGUGAAAAAAAACAAGACAAGCCACAGCAGAAGGAAGAAGACCAGUCUGCAGAAAGUGGGGAAAAAACUAUUGGAGAAGAAAAUGGAAUUACAGAUGACAAAAUCGAGAGGAAAAAAAGUAAGAGAGAAAGAAAAGAAGAGAGACAAAAGAACAAAAAGAAGGAGAAAAAAGAACUGAAAUUAGAAAACCAGCUAGCAAGCUCAGAAACAAAAAAGAAUAAAAAGUCCAAAAAAGGAAAGGAAAGUACGGAGAAUGAAUUUGAAAUAAAUGGAAAUGGCCAUCAAAGUGAAAUGGAAGAAGAAACAAAUGUAAAGAAACGCAAACGUAAACAUGCAGAAGAGGAACCUCGUAUCACAACAAAGAGAAUGAAAAAUGAAAAUGCUUCAGAAGACGUGGGAACAAAAGAAAACACCAAUGCCAGUGAAGAAGGUGUGGGAACAGAUAAAGGCAAAUUCAACUGGAAAGGAACCAUCAAAGCUGUUCUGAAACAGGCUCCAGACAAUGAAAUUUCAAUUAAAAAAUUAAGAAAAAAGGUUAUAGCUCAGUAUUAUGCAGUAGCUGGCGAACAUCACAGAUCAGAAGAGGAUAUUCUAGGCAUAUUUAAUAAGAAAGUCAGUAACAAUCCCAAAUUUAGGGUUUUAAAGGACAAAGUUAAACUUCUCAAAUAAGACUUUUCAAACCUUUCAUAACCUUUGCAUUUUAUUUGCAGACUGAGUUAAAUUCUUCUGUCAGGUAGGCAAACACCAUGUUCAUUGGUCUCAAUUUAAAUUGUUUGUGUAUGUGACAGCAGAAUUUAACUUUCCUGGAUUCUUCUUUUUUUAAAAAAAUUUAUCACAGAAUAUUUGGGAAGUGCUGCAUAUCUGUUUUCAGAUAUUUUAUUUUUUGAUUUUAUGGAAAAUGUCUAUUUUUUAUAAAACUUUCAUGAGGCAAUGAAAAUAAUUGCUGCCUACUGUAUUAAAAUUCUUCCACUGAUGGAUAUAAUUUAUAGGUAAGAAUCUUUAUCAAAACCUGGGUUGUAUGGCAUUUUUUAGAAACUAUUGUAAGAGCAAAUACGAUUUUCAUGUUCAAAAACUCACCAUAAAAUAAACGUUUUAUGUUACAGUUGGAGAUGGCAUCACCGAUAUCCCCUUUAUACACCAUAGCUUGUAUAUGCAGGCUUUUAUAACCUGUUAAAUUUGUAUUGUAAAAUGUAUUAUUAAAGUUCUGUCAAGUUACUGUAUGUAAUAUUGCCCAUUCAAAGAAAAUCUCCUUAGCAACUGAGCUAACUGUAUAUGCAAAGCUACUUUAAUGUUUUAAUUAGUAAUACAAUUGAAUUCAAUAUAAGUGAUGUCACAUGGACUAAAAAUUGACAGACUAAACAAAUGGCUUUAAAGCACCAUCUUAAAUACCGCAAAUCUUGCCAGUUGUUUUCAUGACUGUAUAAAGGACUAUCUAUUCAUUAAAUCCACAAAUUGUACUAAAUUGGAGGAGACUGUUAUAUUGCAGUCACAGAAACAAUUAAAAAAAAAAAGAAAAACAGAAAUUUUACAAAUAGUAAGAUACAGUUGUGUGAAGAAAGUUACUUGAAGUUAUAGGGUUUUAACCAAAUGCAAAAUGCUUCCAAGGUAGGGAGGUUUCAUAUCACGAAGUGAUCUCUUAAGAACAGUGAUUGAAACCUAGUGAAAAUUUCUUCAAGUAGAUGCUAUGGUGUUCUGGAAAAUUGCAUAGUGGUUCCAAGAAACUACAUCAGUAUACUUCUAUAAAAACCCCUGAUUAAAAUAUCUAAAUUUAUAGAAAUAUUGAAUAUAUUAAAAGUAUAAAUGUGAAAACUUUAACUGUCUCAUACACUGGGUCCAGUCUCUUUCUUCAUAUAUAUUUUUGUCUUGUUCAUAAUAAAAAUUGCAAUCAAAAAUUUCUAAUUAA